Messenger RNA from Nerophis lumbriciformis (worm pipefish), 2219 nucleotides. RefSeq names its product DET1 and DDB1 associated 1 (gene dda1). Lineage: Eukaryota; Metazoa; Chordata; Actinopteri; Syngnathiformes; Syngnathidae. Gene Ontology annotation, biological process: positive regulation of proteasomal ubiquitin-dependent protein catabolic process. The record is from RefSeq and is a predicted model, not a curated record. Gene Ontology annotation, cellular component: Cul4-RING E3 ubiquitin ligase complex.
ACUGCUGUUUCCGGGCGUGGUCUGAAAGAAAGUAUCGAUUCCAUCAUGCUAGCUGUAGAAGUCCACAAUAUCCAGCUCUGCUAAUUUACUUACUGACAACUAGUGACAGCUUGUAUCUUUUUUGUAUCUUCUACUUCAAAUUUGACUAUAGAAUGACAACAACAAUUUGAGUGCCAGCAUUGUUUUUGUGUGGCAAGUGCCACCCAAAGAAGACGAGCUGCGUCGGUAAACUAGCUGAAUUCUGUAAGCUAGCAGGGCUAUCGCUAACAUUCUCCUCAACAUUUGUCUGUUCGCACGACGUUUACUGCGCUUUCUGCUCACUAACUCAUCGACCGGCGUUGGAUUUGCCUACCGCUGUCAUGGAGAAGGCAGAUUUCUUAAAAGGGCUUCCCGUCUACAAUAAAAGCAACUUCAGCAGGUUUCACGCAGACUCGGUUUGUAAAGCAUCUAAUCGGAGGCCCUCUGUCUAUCUUCCGACACGCGAAUACCCUUCUGAACAGAUUAUUGUCACAGAGAAAACCAACAUCCUUCUGCGCUACCUCCAUCACCAGUGGGACAAAGAGAAUGCGGCAAAGAAACGGGAACAGGAACAAGGGGAAGGUGACAGUCCCGCACCCCCAAGAAAGAUUGCCAGGACAGACAGCCAAGAAAUGAAUGAAGACUCAUAAGUGUGUGUGUGUAUCUGUGUGUGUGUGUGUGUGUAUGUCUGUGUGUGCGUGUACGUGUAUGGAGGGCAAAGGCCAUCUUAACAAAUAUAAACAGAAAGGGUGUUCCGUCCUCGUUAAAGACUUGUGGCCAUUCUGUGGUAAGGUGCAGUUCCUCUCAUAACUUGGAGUGUUGGCUAAACAAUUCUUUAAGACAGCUUUACUGUGAAGAAUUUGAAUUUAGACCCAUUUUUCAACCACUGUUUGAGAACUGCAACAAGCCCUUAUGGAGCGGUGGGCAUGUGUGUUGUUUGUUGUUAGACUGUGUUUUGUGUGUGUGUGCAUGCGCUGUGUGAGAAUUGUAUCGUGUAUGCCAGUUCAAUGAUUGGUUAGGAUUUAAAUUUGCCGUAUUUGACUUAACAAAUCAAGUGGUUAAGUUUUACUUCUGGCAUUUUAUCAUGUUUAUUAUUGAGGUUUAUCUGUAAGGCAACGCGCUUCCUGCCUGCCCAAGUGCCCGCCCCUCUCAGUUCCACUGCCCGCUCUGUCACGAUGGCCACGUUUCCCCACACACACACGGAAGCAAGAAUGCACUGUGAAGACCAGCACACAGUGGAAGCACCACUCUCAUGCGCCAUAAUAGCGACGUCAUCUUUGGCUGUACAUAUCUGCGCGCACACACCUUGCAACUACCACAGAGCUUAAGCCACCCCUAACGGUGGAUUUCCUCCAUGCAGCAUUAAAAAACUAAGAACGGAAGGAAAAAGUCCCUAUGGUGUGUACAUACAUGUCAGUUACAUAAUUUAUUUAACUCUGCACAUUGUUCAGUAAUUGUUUGGGGACAAGGUUAGAAAGUUGAGAGAUGGUGCAGGGCACGCGUGAUCUCGACCUGGCCCGUUGAUGUUUUUAUGGCGUUCCCGCACCAACCUUGAUAACAUUCAACAGGAAGAGGAUUCAUAUGGCUCGAUUCGUUCCAGUUCACCUAACACAUGAAACGUUCCGAAUUGGGGAGGUGCACAAUCCACUUAAGUGUUGAAUAUCUUAAAAUGUGUUUUGUGGCGAUUCUAACUUUGACCACAGCAUCAGUUGCUGUGUCGAGUGGCGCUUUCCAUCAUUUUCAGCAGACUGCAUUUCAAAUGAUUAACACCCCACCUUCCUCUCAUGCGAGAUCCUCCCAGGAAUGGGGCCAUAUGAAUCUCUUCCCUACUGUAAGAGGUUUAGGUUAGUGGCUUUAUUCUUUCUAUUGUUAGAGGCCUUACGUUACGACGGGUCCUCGUGGUCUGUUGCUGCCAUCACAUUCUGGUGACCUGAGUAGUUCCAUGCCGGUUAAAAAGGGGGAUCAUGGGUUUAGCAUGCAGCCAAGUGCAGCCCGUAUUGUUUAUUUUCUUUAUUAUAUAUAUAUAUAUAUAUAUGAUAGAAUUCAAAAACUGUAAAUAAUCCUGUCUGUUUCAGCCAUAGGAUCAUGUUAUGUUUCUGCUAAGACUGUUCUACGCCGCCCCCGCCCUCAUCUCCUAUCUGUGAGAUAAGUCCUCUUUUUUUUGUCUAGCUUUGCUGAAAUAAAACUGGACGGACACUUUU